This is a messenger RNA of Colletotrichum godetiae, 486 nucleotides long. RefSeq lists its product as uncharacterized. Bases 1 to 486 code for a protein of 161 amino acids. The record is from RefSeq and is a predicted model, not a curated record. NCBI's taxonomy places the organism in Eukaryota, Fungi, Ascomycota, Sordariomycetes, Glomerellales, Glomerellaceae. The transcript is spliced from 3 exons.
AUGAAGUCAGCCAUCAUCGCCGCCAUCUUUUCCAUCUGCCUCUUCGCAAUGCACAUUGCAGGCACAGCCCUGGCACCCCGUGCCUUGGACCGAAAAUGCCCUCUCGAGUCCGAUUGCAUGGAAAGGCUCUGUGAAAAUUUCAGCUUCAUAGAAACAAAAGAAGAAAAGGACCCGUUCUACCUUGUUGCCCAGUGCAAGAACAAGAAAGGCAGUUACGUCUACACCAAGCUCGAUCUCAAGAAGUGCAUCGCCAAUUGGGAUGGCAACCUGGAAUGGGCACCAAGAGGCGGUUUCAGGUGCGGUGCAUGCGGAGUCUUUCAAGGAUCUCCAAACUCAUACGUCGGCCUGAGGUGCGAAGAGUGCAAGCCACGUAUCUUCUGGCUAGAGGGAUACAAGUCACCUUCCAUCGAUCUCUCUCAGGGGAUUUGGGUCAGUCAGGAGGGCACCCUCAGCUGCUACGACAUGAAUGGCGAGUGGUAUGUGUAA